Closterium sp. NIES-65 is the source of this 2781-nucleotide messenger RNA. The record is from the annotation of a GenBank genome assembly. Lineage: Eukaryota; Viridiplantae; Streptophyta; Zygnematophyceae; Desmidiales; Closteriaceae.
AUGAAUGAGGCUAUCAGGAGCAGCGCUAGCAGCAGCCUGAGAGGUUAUUUUCUCGAAAUCAGAGGCAACAGCAACGACAACGGAGGGGAGGGCAGCAGCACGAGAAGCAGUGAUAGCAGACCGGAUGCUAUAAGGAGCAGCACUAGCAGCAGCACGAGAGACAACGUUCUCAGGAGCACCGGUAACAGCAACAGCACGGACAACGGAAGAGUGGCCAACAGAAGCAGCAGUGGCAGAAGCGGCAAUGACCUGUACACAAGCCUCCCACCAAACCUCUUUCCGAGCCUCUUCAUCCGGUUCUCCCAGCGCAUCUCCCAGGGUCACUUCCGGCAGGUCCGCCUCUUCAGGCUCGGCAUUCUCCCGAGCCUACUCUUCCGGUUCGGCAAGGGUCUUCCAAAGCUGAGGCUCAGCCGAAGCGAUCACUCAAGCAGUGAGGGGGGUCGUUCGGGCAGCAACAGAAGAAAGACUGUUUAUCCUCCUGCUGCUCCAGUCAACCUCCCGUCUUCCCCAUCUUCCUCUCCUGCUCCCCCUUCCUCACCUCCUCUCCCUCCCUCCCCUGACUUCACUUCCUCCCCUCCUCUCCCUCCCUCUCCCCACACUCCAGACGCUUAUCCCUCUCCCUCACCUCUUCCCAACACUUCUCCCUCUUCUCUUUCCCUCGCUCCUCUUCCCUCUAUCCCUUCCUCCCCUCCUUCCCCCACCCCGUCAUCGCCUCCUCCCCUGUCCCCACUGCCGCCGUUUUGGCCUGUCUCCCCCUCUUCCUCCCCUCUCUCUCCCUCUGCCUUCUCUUCCCCCUCUCCCUCCCCCUCUCCUUCCCCUUCCACCCCCCUCCCACCAACCUCCCCUAUUGAAAGGAGAAAGGCAGCAGCUGCAGCCGCAGCAAGGCGGAAAGCCAUUGCCUCUGGUUCGGCGCCUGCUGGUUCGGGUUGUUCUGGUUCGGUCACAGGCUCGGUUACAGGUCCGCAUGAUGACGUCAGCAGCACCAUGUCACGGUGCCAUGAUGACGUCAGCAUCGCCAUCUGCAACAUCGCCAUCCAUGCCGGCCGGGAUGGUGGGAGCGGGGAUGGUGGGUCUGGCCGGCAUGACAGCUGGCAUGGGCUGGCAGCAGAACCCCAUAAUGACGUCAGCAGAGCAACCCAUGCUGACAUCAUCAGGCAACCUGGUGGCAACUGCCAUGAAGCUUCCUCCUCCGCCUCCUGCAUUUUUAGACGCCACCACGGUGCGGUGCAGAGCGGUGGCAGUGGUUUACAGCUCACAGGUCUGCAGCAGCGCAAUGGGGGGAUGAUGCUGCCUGAUGGAUCGAUGCAGUCAGCAGGGCACAUGGGGAUGAUGACGUCAGCAGGCCAACACAUGAUGACGUCACCUGCUCAUGCUCCUCCUAGACUCACUCAUACCCACUCACUCUCCCCCUCUCUCCCACUCUCCCCUUCACACCCUCUCCCGCCCUCACACCCUCUUUCCCCUUCACACUCUCUCUCCUCCUCUCACCCCGAUGCUCACACUCACUCACUAUCCCCACCGCACCCCCUCUCCACAUCACAGUACACCAUGAUGACGUCACCGUCUCACUCAAUGCUGACGUCAUCCGUGGCAGCAUCAGGCAUGGCUUACCCCUCAGCCAGCAUACCAUACGCAUCCACUGGUGCUGUACCAUCCAUGUCCAUGCCCUCUCAACAACCAUCUAUGGCUUCACAACAACCCAUGCCAUCACAACAACAAUCCAUGUCUAUACCCUCUCAACAGCUACCCUUGGUUCAGCAGGAUUCGGUGACGUCAGGAGGAUACGGGGGUGGGACGGUGGUGGCUGUGGGGGGUGGAGAGAGGGAGGGGCAGCAGCAGCAGAUUGUGCCUGGUGCUGAAAUGGGUGAGAAGCAGCAGCAGCAGCAGCAGGGGAGGGGGAGGGCAGCAACCACAACCGUCACUAGUAUCAACCCAAUGAUCCCGCCUAGAAUAAUCGCUGCUAUUUACUCGAAAAUACCCGAGGGUAUUUCCCCUGAGCUGCAACAGCAGUGGGUGGAGCAGCAGCAGCAGUCUUACUUGCUGCACCAGCAGCAGAAGCAGCAGCGACGGCAGCAGCAGGAGGAGCAACGGCAGCAGCAGGAGAGGGAAAGGAAGUUACAGGAAGAAAUAAUGCAACAGCGGAGAGCAGAGGAGAGGGAGAGGGAGAGGGAGAGGGAAAUGGAGAGGGAAAGGGAGAGGGAGCGGGAGAGGGAAAUGGAGAGGGAGAGGAGGGAGAGGGAAAGGGAGAGGGAGCGGGAGAGAAGGGAGAGGGAGAGGGAGCGGGAAAGGGAGCAGGAGAGGGAGAGGGAGAGGGAGAUGGAAAGGGAGAGGAAGAGGGAAGCAGAGAGGGAGAGGGAGAGGGAGAUGGAAAGGGAGAGGAAGAGGGAAGCAGAGAGGGAGAGGGAAAGGGAGAUGGAAAGGGAGAGGAAGAGGGAAGCAGAGAGGGAGAGGGAGAGGCGGAGGAAGCAGAAGCAGGAGCAGAAGCCACUAGCAGUGGUGAUGCUGAUGCAGUCCAUGGGAGCACGCAAGAAGAACGAGAGCAGGGAAGGAGGAAGGGCGGGAGGAGGUGGGGGAGCAGCGAUGGGAGCAGACGGAUGGGAUGGAUCUCCUUCUGCCCGUCAACGUGGCCAGUGCAGGGACUCGGAUUAUGUUCCUUGCCACUCAAGCCUCUGUGCCGGAAGCAGCAAGGAGAAUGGGAAGUGGAGGGAAUGGCUCAUUAGUGUGAAGGACAGUACAGGUACAUGGAUGGGGUGGGGAGUAGGAGGGAAGCAGUACGGAUGA